AUGAAGGGUUCAGCUGCUGAGAAACUUUGUUUUUUUCGGUUCUUUUCUCUGCUUCUGGGCGACUGUAUCCCAAAACGAAACGCUGCAUAUGAAGUGUACCUCAUGUUGCGUGCUGUCGUAGAUAUUGUUCUUGCACCACAAGUGUGUUGUAGUGCAGCUGCACGUUUACAAGUGCUCAUUGACGACUUCUACAGUGCAUUUAAAGAAACAUUUCCAGGUGUUAACAUAAUUCCAAAGAUGCACUACCUUAUUCAUUAUCCCAGACUUCUGCUCUUGUAUGGCCCUCUCUCUAAACUGUCCUGCAUGCGUUUCGAAGCAAAACACCAAUUUUUCAAAUCAAUCGCCAGGAGAACUCGCAACUUCAAGAAUAUCUGUGGAACUUUAAGCCGCCGACAUCAAAUGCACCUCAUGUAUGCUUUGACUCAACCCCAGGAAUCUGUGAUUACUACAGGGAGCACAAGAGUAGACUCCAGCUCAUUACCCAACCUCUUGAAGGAUAGACUCCAAGAUCUUGGUCUGGCUAUCACAGGUGUGCAGAGUGUGGUUUCUGUCACGGUCUCUGAAAGGAGACUAAGUGUGGGCUGUGUGAUACUUUUGCUUGUACCGGAUGAUGACCUUCCUCACUUUGCUCAAGUGACACUGAUUGUGGUUUCUGGGUUGCAGCACUUUGUUCUAGCCUCGGUUCUUGAUACAAAGUAUUUUGAUGACCAUUUCCAUGCUUAUGUUGUCGAGAACACAGCCCACAGUGUCAUAAUUGAGGAUAUUGGACACUGUGGAGAAUUUUCUGACCCAUUGUACCUGUACAAACAGGGAAACUAUUGCUUUGUGAACCCUCGCUCUGCUUUCUUUACUGCCGCCGACCAAUAG
Ixodes scapularis (black-legged tick) is the source of this 867-nucleotide messenger RNA. RefSeq lists its product as uncharacterized. The record is from RefSeq and is a predicted model, not a curated record. The transcript has a single exon. NCBI's taxonomy places the organism in Eukaryota, Metazoa, Arthropoda, Arachnida, Ixodida, Ixodidae. The coding region runs from base 1 to 867 and encodes 288 amino acids.